Molecule: messenger RNA, 2649 nt
Organism: Halichondria panicea
Lineage: Eukaryota; Metazoa; Porifera; Demospongiae; Suberitida; Halichondriidae
Product: sushi, von Willebrand factor type A, EGF and pentraxin domain-containing protein 1-like
Exons: 15
Coding region: 15-2420 (801 amino acids)
Source: RefSeq, a predicted model, not a curated record
AUUUACCACCACUAAUGAAUGGAAUAAUGACCAGCUCUACUGGUACAACAUUCGGAGCAAUGGCCACCUACACCUGCAACACUGGGUACCAAAGGUCAGGAUUAGCCACCAUAACUUGUGAGGCUAGUGGGAGUUGGAGCACAGCACCAGUGUGUACAGCCUUCUGUGAUGAUCUCCCUGAACUGGCCAAUGGACUCAUAUUCUACAGUCCAACCUCCACCUCCAGACUGCAGGGAGCCGUGGCUACACACUUCUGUAAUGUCGCUGGGUACCAACUGUCCUCAUCCACUACUACUAGGAUGUGUCAGUCUGACAGAAUGUGGAGUGGAGAUGUCAUUACUUGUGAACCUGUCUCCUGUGGCCCCCCUAUUACUGUUACCAAUAGUGGCAGGACUUUCACUGGUACAACAUUCGGAGAGACGACCACUUACACCUGCAACACUGGGUAUCAAAGGUCAGGAUUAGCCACCAUAACUUGUGAGGCUAGUGGGAGUUGGAGCACAGCACCAGUGUGUACAGCCCUCUGUGAUGACCUUCCUACUCUGGUCAAUGGAGUCAUAUUCUACAAUCCAACCUCCACCCCCAGACUGCAGGGAGCCGUGGCUACACACGUCUGUACUGUCACUGGGUACCAACUGUCCUCAUCCACUACUACUAGGACAUGUCAGUCUGACACAAUGUGGAGUGGAGAUGACAUCACUUGUCAACCUGUCCCCUGUGGGCCCCCUCCCACUUUUAACAAUCAAAUGAUGACCAGCUCUACUGGUACAACAUUCGGAGCAAUGGCUACCUACUCCUGCAACAUUGGGUAUCAAAGGUCAGGAUCAGCUACGAUAACUUGUCUUGCUAGUGGGAGCUGGAAUACAGUACCAGUGUGUACAGCCAUCUGUCCUGACCUCACCCUCUCCAAUGGAUUCAUCAGCUACAAUCCAGACACUGCCCCCAUACUAGAGGGAGCUGUGGCUACACACUUCUGUACUGAGGGAUACAGAAUGUUUGGUGGGAUGAAGAGGACAUGUGAGUCUGACAGAGCAUGGAGUGGAGUGAUCAUUACCUGCCAACAAUUACCUCCUGUCUACGUCUCCAUGGGAACCACCAACUAUGCUGUUAAUAGCUCACAGGUUGCCAUAGACACCAUCGGGGAGACUGAUGACGAGGCGCUUAUCUGCAGAACUGACAAUGCUCAAUGUUGUCGUGGAAGUGAUGGCCUUGCAGCAGGAGAGUGGAGGUUUCCCAAUAGAGAGGUUGUUCCUAGAUGUACUGAUGUUAGCCCCUCUGUUCCCUUUGUCUCCACCCGUGAUACUGGUGGGAUACUCAGACUCCAUCGUCGAGGGUCUGUGUCAGGCCCAACUGGCUCCUACUGCUGUGUGAUUCCUGACAACACUGGAGAUAACACAACGUUAUGUGUGAUGUUAGUGACUGAAGUCAUCAUUACCUCUCCUCCUCCCACUACAACUAAUGCCACCACUGGAGGCUCUGGGUCCAUUAACACAGGAGGUGUGGUGGCAGGUGUAGUCAUUGUUAUAGCCGCUGUCAUUGUGGUGGGUAUCAUUGUCGGGGUCUACUUCUGGAGGAAACUUUGUGGCAAUCAGACCAAGUACAGCCCCUCCCCACGUCAUGCCCCUCCCCCUCGCCCCACCCCCUAUCAAGCAUCGUUCAAGAAGAGCAACGGACAAGACCGUAAAGUCACUAUCCAGAAAGUUGACGAGCCUAGUAUAGUAGAGUUUCCUAGUGAUACUCAUGUGACGGAGGGGGAGGAGGUGUAUCUGAGGGUGAAGGUGGGAGGUCACCCUCCACCCAGUCUCACCUGGUACCACGAUGGUAGGAAGGUGACUGCAGACUAUGCCACAGAACUGGACCAGGACGGUGGAUUAUCCUUCCCUAGUGUGGAGACUAAGCAUGCUGGUGUGUAUAAACUGGUGGUUACUGGAGCCUCAGGGUCAACAACACAACAGGUCGUCACGGUAACAGUGAUGAGUGAGGGUGGUGAGGCUAGUGAGGGGGUGGAGGGGGUGGACUACGCCCCCAUACCUGUGACAGAGUUUGGAGCGUACGUGGCUGACCUCCAUGCUGACAGCAAUAAGAAGUUCAAACAUCUUUACAAGAAUCUGGACAGUGGGGAGAGGGGUCAUCCAGUGAUUAUUUCAGUGACUCCUGAGAACAAACUCAACAACAGAUUUGGCAACAUUGCUGUGUAUGAUGACAACCUCAUUAUCCUAGACCCCAUCCCUGGACAAGAGGACUGUCAGAGUGACUACAUCAAUGCCUGCUAUGUAGACGUGAGUGUGUGUGUGUUGAGCUCUUAUUUUAAUGGUUCAAUGUUUUUGUUUUUAUUGUUGUGGCUUUUACAGUGUGUAUACAUCUGCCUAAUGACUUGCUGCAUUCCACUGCUAAUGGCACACUUGUUGAGUAUACAAUGAAACCUUAGCUGUCUAAACUGGUCCUUUCUUUCACGUACUCACUGUAUGUUGUGUGCAUGCGCAGCGAGGUAUAAUUUAUGGUACUGUGUGUGUGUGUGUACUUGCUAUCCAUGUUCCACUCUUUGCAAAUGUUAUAUUGAAUUGAUAGUCUGAUACUGUAGCUUCAUUUAUCAAAGCUUUUGUGCGUCCACCAGCAGAUCCAUACAAUAAAAAGCACACGCGGUACUUU